This is a messenger RNA of Arachis duranensis, 333 nucleotides long. RefSeq names its product glycine-rich protein DOT1-like. The record is from RefSeq and is a predicted model, not a curated record. NCBI's taxonomy places the organism in Eukaryota, Viridiplantae, Streptophyta, Magnoliopsida, Fabales, Fabaceae. The coding region runs from base 1 to 333 and encodes 110 amino acids. The transcript has a single exon.
AUGGAGGAGGGUGACGCGGCGGGUAGGGGUAAAGGUGGACGACGAGGGCGUGGCAGUAGACGUAGAGCGCGUGGUGCGGGGCAUGAUCAAGGUGAUCACAGUGACGAUGAUGACGGCGGUCAUCAGCACGGUCCAGACGGGGGAGACGAUGCAGGCCAUGCUGGAGUAGGGGGUGUUAGUCCCCAUCACGGCGGGCAUGAUGGAGAGUGGUACGGGUCCGGUAUGGGAGAUGGUUCUAGCCAGGGUGGCGGUGGACUUGGUUUAGGGCUGCUAUGCGAGUACUUCGUGUGUGUCCCCGGUGACGACCAGACACUUCAGGAUAGUACCCCAUAG